This is a messenger RNA of Labrus mixtus (cuckoo wrasse), 1388 nucleotides long. RefSeq names its product growth arrest and DNA-damage-inducible, alpha, a (gene gadd45aa). The record is from RefSeq and is a predicted model, not a curated record. NCBI's taxonomy places the organism in Eukaryota, Metazoa, Chordata, Actinopteri, Labriformes, Labridae. Gene Ontology annotation, cellular component: nucleus; cytoplasm. Bases 129 to 620 code for a protein of 163 amino acids. The transcript has 4 exons. Gene Ontology annotation, biological process: regulation of cell cycle.
ACCAGAUUUAUCUCCUCAGUUGCAGCACAGUGGAGAACAGAUAGAGAACAGUGUGUUUUAGUGGAGAAACCUCCAGGAUAACUCCAACAGAGCGACACGUUUUACUCUUUAACAGCGAUUUGGAUUACAUGUACAACAUGACAUUUGAAGAACUAAGUGGGGAUUAUUCUCAAGAAAGAAUGGAUUCAGUGGCGAAAGCUUUGGAAGAAGUCCUCACCUCAGCGUUACCACAGGGCUGCAUUACAGUCGGAGUCUACGAGGCUGCCAAGUCUCUUAAUGUAGACCCUGAUAACGUGGUUCUGUGCAUCCUGGCCACCGAUGACGAAGACGUCAAAGAUGUGGCCCUGCAGAUCCACUUCACUCUCAUUCAGGCUUUCUGCUGCGAGAAUGACAUCAACAUCCUGAGAGUCAACAACACCCGGCGCCUGGCUGAAAUACUGGGAGGAGGAAGCAGUGGGAAACCGAGUGGUGGAGAACCUAUGGAUCUGCACUGUGUCCUUGUCACUAGCCCACACUCUACAUCAUGGAAGGACCCUGCCUUGAGCAAAGUUAAUCGAUUCUGCAGAGAGAGCCGCUGCAUGGACCAGUGGGUGCCCAUCAUCAACCUGCCUGAACGAUGAACUUGAAGCUGCAAAAGGACUUUUAUCUGCACAGGACAAGUGGUGUGUGCCCUGAUGGACACAUUGCCACCCAGAGAUCAAAUUCCAAAGCACUGCUUGUGGGGAAAGAAAAAAAAGGAGGAUUAAAAAAAACCCUGCUGUCUACAUGUGGUGUAUUUAAAAGAGAAAAAAAAGAAGCAGGAGGAUAGAUUUCCACUUUGGACAGGACUGUUUGGAGUUGCGUCUGUUUGUUGGCGUCCAAGGUGAGAUGGCGAAGCACUUAUUUCGCCAUGAGGUGGAAAUUGAAAAAAAAAAAGAGCAUGUGUGUGCGCUUUUUAAUGUGAAGACGGACACUGUACAGAAGGAUUGUAUCAUGUGUGUUUGGUGAAGCCGCUGUGACGAGUCAGGAAAGUGGGGAGAAACCAGAAACCAGAGCUGUUGAGUGGACCAAGGCCUCGGCCUCUCUCUGCAGAAACAAAGCACUUGUUGAAACACUGGACCUUUUGCAAUUUCACUUAUGAUUUCAGUUGUUCAUGUUGAUGUUGCUAGUGGUGUAAUUUAAAAAGGGAAGGGCUACACAUCCAGUGAAGACAUUGUGUGUAUUAAAUGUUUCCUAUGCCAGCUGUGUUUUUUACCACAAGUAAAUAAUUCAUUUGUUACAAUUUAAGUUAUUUCUAAUGAUAUUUAAGUGUAUUUAUGUUUCAUUUUUCUACCUAAACUAUUUGAAUAUAUGCAGAAUCUGAAUUCAUAUGCAUUGUUGUCAAUAAAAAGUAUUUUUGGGAGCCAGAA